CAUCGCAGGUGAGCAUCAUCCACUCGUGCGCAAGGCGCGUGGGCGGGCGCCGCCCGCCUCAGUUAGAGACGGGCUAGCAAGCCGCUCGCACGAACCCACGCCGCACAAGCGCUGAACGAACGACUCAAAGAUGGCCACCGGCCCUAAGAUAGUGCACAAGCAGUUCAACUCGCCCAUCGGGCUGUACUCGCAGCAGAACAUCCAGGAGACCCUCAACAAGCACAUCUCCAACCUCGACAAUGGCUCUGUAGGCAUUGACUUCAACAACCCCACCACAGACAAGCCUGCUAACCUCGCCAACUCAGCAGUCCUCAGAAUGCUGGAGGAAGAGGAGAGGAACCGAAGGGGAUACCCUAAACUAGACCCUACCCAAGUGCAGGCGAUUUUGGAUACCUUGGUUCACACCAACCAUCGGUUUGAUACCGUCUGGCCCCCGCAGCAGGACCGCCUGCGAUCGGCCCGCAGCUGGGACGGGCAACUCAACGCCACUGGCAAUGUGUACCCUGAGUUCAUGAGGGCCACUAAAGGCCAGAAGAAAGUAGUGUGGCCACCUGUGCCCGAAACGAACGGAUAUCACCAGCAACAGCAGAGUCCUGCGUACCACAACAACGCGCAGCACUCCCCUUCCGCGCCACAGCAGCAACAGCCCCAGGCCCAUUACCAGCCCCAACCCCAGUACCAGCCUCCCCAACCGCAGUACCAGCCGCCCCAACCUCAGUACCACCAGCCCCAGGCAUAUCAGCAGGCUCAGGCCCCGUACCAGCAACAAUAUCAGCAGCCUCAGAGCCAGCCGGCGCACUGCGAAAGCCGCCGUCAGGAGGCCUGUGGCCUGAGCAAGCUCAUCCCUGUAGGCCCGGGUGUCCAAGCCCCCUCUCCCUCGUCCCCCUACCGCCAGGGCCCGCCGUCCCCCGGAAUCGCGCAGCCCUACCGCCCCGCGAGCAACCGCUGGGCCCCCGUGCCAGCCCCUCUUUCCCCCCAGACACAAGGCUCGCAGCCCUCUUACGGGGCGCAGUCUCAGUUCUCGCCUCAGUCGCAGUACUCGCCGCAGCCUCAGUACUCGCCACAGUACGAGCCGGCGUACCAGCCGCCACAGAGGCAGUUCGAGCCUCCGCCAGCGACCAUCACACUCCGUCAGCAGCAGCCCAUCCACCAGAAGCCGCCGCCAGUCUUCGCUAGCCAGCCGGCCACAGCAUCGUUCCAAGGCGGCGUCAACAUGCGUGGAGACCAGAAAUGGCCGCCGCAGUCAGUGAAGGAGGCCGUCGAGGCAGAGAACGAGGCGAGGAGACAGCUCGCCAAGGGCCCAGCCUGCAGACCACGCAAGCCGCGGCAAUUCUCGCUUGCCGAAUUAGUUGCCAUGAACGAGGCGUAGGCGUCGUUCCGUCUGUCCCACGUACAGGACUUUGUACCUCAGUUGUGAAAAAGGAUUACACUACAUUCUUCGCGCAGCACGCUCUCAACAACAACUACCCAGGCUACCGCGCGCCGCCCGGCACGCAACACUACGAGGACCACUCAGGCCGAUCUUCCUACUAACUUAGAUCAACCAUUAAGUAUUAUUAACUGACAGACAUUAUCAUCUCCCUAGAAAAUAGUCAUCACAUGAAUCGUAACGGACAAGUAUUAAUUUGUCUAAUCCAUAAUACCAGUUCACGACCACAUCAAAGAACUUUUUGUUGGCAUUAUUAAUGUUAAAUGUGUGUCUAUAGAAAUAGAUUUUUGGGGCAAACGCAUUAGUAAUAUCAACGAAACGAAUCGUUCAGUUUCAUCUGAAAUACAUGGGUAAUUACUUUGAGAAGCGAAGUCUCGGGAGAAUGGACUUCAAGUGUAAGUACUUGUAUUGACUUUAGGUAUAAAGUCUCGAAGCAUGUACGGGAUUGGACAUUACAAUCAGUACUUAAUUGUAGUAUUAAUUUAUUGUUUAACCAUUAAUUAGUUCGUAAGCAUAAAAUACUUAUAAAAUAAUAAAAAAUAUUGCACCGUCAUUUCUAAAUGAUACUUCAUGUUUAUUCGUCAUCACAUUUUUUAUAUUAUUUAACUUCUCGAUGUAAAUGUGCGGCUUUAAACAUUGCGAACGUAAUAAUAAGCGAAGAAAAUUAUUCAUGCUUUUUAAUACAAAUUGUAUAUAAUGCUCAAUUGUCACUGAUAUUACA
Ostrinia furnacalis (Asian corn borer) is the source of this 2150-nucleotide messenger RNA. Its product is annotated as early nodulin-75. NCBI's taxonomy places the organism in Eukaryota, Metazoa, Arthropoda, Insecta, Lepidoptera, Crambidae. The transcript is spliced from 10 exons. The coding region runs from base 131 to 1369 and encodes 412 amino acids. The record is from RefSeq and is a predicted model, not a curated record.